CGCAAGACAUCAGGAUUCCAUACAGAACACGCGAAGACACUUUUGACCUUACAGAUUUGAAGUCCCUUGAACCCCUAAAGCAGUUCAAAGAGUGGUUUGAGGAUGCCGUAAAAUCCGGGCUUGUGUACGAGGCCAAUGCGAUGGCGCUGGCCACAUGUACAAGAUCUGGAAUUCCAAGUGUACGUUAUGUACUGCUGAAAGAACUAGACGAACGUGGGUUUUCAUUUUUCACAAACUAUGAGAGCCGCAAAGCGAUUGAACUGGAGUCCAAUCCGAACGCUAGCCUCUUGUUUUACUGGGAACCCCUUCAUCGUCAGGUACGUGUUGAGGGAACGGUAACGCGACUGCCAGAAGAGGAGAGCGCUGAGUAUUUUUCGAAACGACCCAGACAAAGCCAGCUUGCUGCCAUGGCUAGUCCCCAAAGUCACGUUAUCCCGAGCCGGCAGAGUUUUGUGGACAGCGUGAAGGAGUUGGAAAAUCUCUACCCUGAAGGGGAGACUGUACCCAAACCGAAAAAUUGGGGUGGCUACGUGCUGUAUCCGCAUACGAUCGAAUUCUGGCAAGGACAAAGCACCAGAAUGCAUGAUCGAAUUCGCUUUCGGCGAAUCACCCCUGAGGAACAGGCGUCUAUCGAUCCAAAAAUCACGCAUCUUGGUGAAGACGGAUGGGUCUACGAACGCCUUGCUCCGUAGUGUUGCUCGGGACGCGCGCUCCGUCACUUCUCUGUGAUUUAUCCAUUUGUUCUGUACUUUUAUUCCCAAGCGAAUCUUUU
This is a messenger RNA of Opisthorchis viverrini, 772 nucleotides long. RefSeq lists its product as hypothetical. Gene Ontology annotation, molecular function: pyridoxamine phosphate oxidase activity; FMN binding. The record is from RefSeq and is a predicted model, not a curated record. The transcript is spliced from 6 exons. The annotation marks the transcript as partial. Gene Ontology annotation, biological process: pyridoxine biosynthetic process; pyridoxal 5'-phosphate biosynthetic process. NCBI's taxonomy places the organism in Eukaryota, Metazoa, Platyhelminthes, Trematoda, Opisthorchiida, Opisthorchiidae.